CACACCAGGAGUAGCCAUACUGAAUUUCACCACACUUCUUUAUCCAGUGUCGCAGUAACUCUCACACUGAAUGGAUCGUUUACACGCGGCAAAUACGCACUCGAUAAUGGAGAGAACUUUGUGGAUUGGUGUUUGGGGGCUUCUGUUGUGCUCCAGCAUUGUCAACGGUGUACCAUACUCGAAGUAUGGCAGGAGCUGCAAGGAUAUCGGCUGCAGGAGCAAUGAAAUUUGUGUUAUGGCUGAGGAUCCCUGCACCUAUGAGUCAAGGGACAGGUGUGGACGGUAUCCCACUUGCACCAGGAAUGGGGCUGCUGGUGGAUUGAGCUGCACAACUCUAGUUUGCCCCAGCGGGCAAUACUGCAAAAGCAUUGAUGGACACGCAACUUGUGUCAACACAAACUCCAAUAUCGUUUUGGACGUAUUUGCAGAGGACGAGGGAGUGCACAGGGAUAUGAGUCGUCGACAGAGUUCCUCCGGGUAUCCUAGUGCAAAUCGAGAGACGCCGGUUGCGUCAGCGCCGUUGGAGUCUUCGGGCUCUGAGAAGUCUGGAUCUGGGGGGUAUCCUGCAGGGUCUGGGUAUCCAGCGAGUUCGGGAUAUCCAGCGAGUUCGGGAUAUCCAGCGAGUUCAGGGUAUCCAGCGAGUUCGGGGUAUCCAGCGAGUUCGGGAUAUCCAGCGAGUUCAGGAUAUCCAGCCAGUUCAGGAUAUCCAGCGAGUUCGGGAUAUCCAGCGAGUUCCGGAAAUCCAGCGAGUUCCGGGUAUCCAUCAGGUCGAUCAGACACCUCGAGCUAUCCGAGAGGAUCAGGUUAUCCGUCAGGGAACUCGAGGUACCCAACAGGAUCAGGUUCUCCGGACACUGUCCAACGUACCAGUUCUACAAAUUUAAACGCAGGGUACCCCAGCUAUCCAGGGCAGUACUCUCAAGGCGGUUACGGGCAAGGGUAUCCCCAGGGUGGAUCUGGACAGGCUUAUCCUCAGGGAGGCUAUGGUCAAGGGUAUCCCCAGUCCGGCUAUGGGCAGGGCUAUCCAGGUGGCUAUCAGGGUGGCUAUCAGGGUGGCUAUCAAGGUGGUUAUCAAGGUGGUUAUCAAAGUCAAUACCCCCAGGCCGGACCUGGCUAUCCUCAGAAUGCCCAGAAGCCCAGCCUUGGGGAUCAGCUCACAACUUUCGCCAAGAACCUCGCUCAACGCGUCCUCACGCAGACCAUCCAGGACAAAUUAACUGGUAAAUCCUAGGUGGAGAUCAUGAAGUCAAGGAUCAGAAAAGAGAAAUUAUCAGGAGAUUAAGCUAGAUGAUAAUUAGAAGAGAACUUUACUAUUAAUAAAGAAUUAUUUCUUCAG
Fopius arisanus is the source of this 1336-nucleotide messenger RNA. RefSeq names its product shematrin-like protein 1. NCBI's taxonomy places the organism in Eukaryota, Metazoa, Arthropoda, Insecta, Hymenoptera, Braconidae. The transcript is spliced from 5 exons. The record is from RefSeq and is a predicted model, not a curated record. The coding region runs from base 71 to 1231 and encodes 386 amino acids.